This is a messenger RNA of Electrophorus electricus (electric eel), 2462 nucleotides long. Its product is annotated as mitochondrial import receptor subunit TOM40B. Gene Ontology annotation, biological process: protein import into mitochondrial matrix. The record is from RefSeq and is a predicted model, not a curated record. Gene Ontology annotation, cellular component: mitochondrial outer membrane. Gene Ontology annotation, molecular function: transmembrane protein transporter activity. Lineage: Eukaryota; Metazoa; Chordata; Actinopteri; Gymnotiformes; Gymnotidae.
ACCGGAUUGAACGUUUAGUUGCACCGUUCAGUAUAACAGACCUGUCAUCUCUUUGGAACCUUUAAAAUUGAUUAGGUUUCCUUCCGUUUGUGGGUUUAUUCAGGCUUCAUGGUUCAUUAUAAGUUAAACAGAUGCUCGCACAUCAAUAUUUCCGAUAGUGUUCAUCCAAACCAGAUUGAUACAGAAUAAGUAGUGGCUCAGUUAGGUUGGAAGCAUCUCACCUUUGGCUCCCUGGUUCCCAUGGGCAGUGUGCUGGCCUUGCCAUCACGGCCAGGGCGGCAGAACUCCCCCUUUCCCCAUGACAGGCCCUUCUCACGGUGGGACAGGAGGGAUGGCCGGCUCCCAAACCCAGGCAGCUUUGAUGGCCUCCACCGAAACUGCAAAGAUGUGUUUCCACAGCAAAUUGAGGGUGUUAAAAUGGUCAUAAACAAAACUCUCAGCAGCUUUUUCAAGGUCAGCCAUACCUUUCACCUCAGUGCUGUUGCGCCAUCAAGCUAUCGCUUCCAUGUUGAACACCUCCAAUCAGAUCCUGACAGUAAAGAAACAAGUUCCCCUAUGCUCAUUGGGGAAAUGGACUCUUCUGGUAGCUUGAAUGCCCACUCCUUAUUCCACCUGAGUGAGCGAAUCAGAGCAAAAGCAGUAUUUCAGACACAGCAGUCCCAGUUUGUCACAUGGCAGUUCGAGGCAGAGUACAGAGGACGCGACUUCACAGCUGCCUUCACUAUGGCAAACCCAGACAUCUUCAGAGAAUCAGUUAUCAUGGUGGCACACUUCCUCCAGAGUGUCUCUCCACAGCUGGUUCUUGGAGGAGAGUUGGUGUAUCACCGAGGAAGAGCUGAAGAAGGAGGCAUCCUUACCUUGGCUGGCCAGUAUUCAGGGCCCAACUGGGUGGCUACACUAAAUGCUGGAAAAGGAGGUGCCCAUGCUAGCUAUUAUCAUAGAGCCAAUAAGCAGAUCCAGGUUGGAGUGGAAUUUGAGGCCAGCACUAGGACCCAGGAGACUACAUUCUCCUUUGGUUAUCAGAUGGAAUUACCUGAAGCCAACAUGGUCUUCAAAGGUAUGCUGGACAGCCGAUGCAUCAUUGGAGGUGUUCUCGAAAAGCGCCUGUGUCCACUUCCUGCCACGUUAAUCAUGGGUGCCUUCGUCAACCACAAAGGAGACAAGGUGCAGGUCGGCCUGGGGGUGAAUGUGGGCUAGAUCUUGUCAUGCAACCGUUUGGACACUCCUGUGCCCUGCCAUGAUUUGGUGGAAUGUUGAACUUCAAAAGACCCCUUCCAGAUGUCCAUUGAAUGGUGCAUCACAGACUGCAGCUAAACUGACAGAAGCCCCUUUUCGUUAUUAUGGAUAACCACACUUUCUGUGACAAGCAGCAAAUGGAAGGAACCAUUCCAGAUGGGAGAACAGCGGUGGUCCAAAUACUUCCUUGUUGGUGCUGUCCUUCCUAAUCAAAUAAUAUAUUUGUUGCUACAGCCUGAAUGAGUCUCUUGUAUUCAAAAGUCCUUAGGUACAUUAAUAAUGACUGUUUAAAACAUUCUUAUGGGCUAAUCAUUAAACACAUAAUUAUGGAAGAGCCAGAAGAAUCAUAAAUUAUAUGCAUUUUCCCCUUUUUAAUGUGUUUGGGUAAUUUCAGAUUAAAUAUGGAACAAAAGAAAAUUGGGUUCCACUUUUUGUCCUGGACUGGAUACAACCCUGAUGCAAAAACCCUUUUAUUUAAUAAUUAUGUUUAUAUAUGCUAUACUGCAAAGUGGCAUUUGCAUGCAGAAAUCCUCUUUAUGUUCUUGGAUCUUUUGGUACUCUGAUUUGAGAUUAUACUGCACAUGUAAAAUGUACAUUGAAAAGACGAAUGUAUUUAAAUGACAACUAAUAAAAAUCAGUUGUAGCAUUUAGGCUGUAGUAGUACACAGUAAAAAUAACAACCCAGAAGGCAGACUUGCAAGGAGGGAAAAAAAUCCUAACUCAUAAAUGCUUUAAAUAUGAAGUGUGGAAGUGGCAGAUUUCCACUCUUAUAAUAGGAAUAAUCAAUUGUCAAUCAACUUGUCAGUCGUUGUUCAUCUUUUCCUGUUGGGUUUUACAGUUGGUUGUUUAUUUACUGCAUGUAAUAUGAAGAACACAGGCUUUGCUGUUCGUUACAGCAUCCUGGAAAGUCAGAUUUACAGGAGUUCUUUUAAAACAGUGGAUGUAAAGUAAGUAAAGACUUUGCUUUGUGGCCAAACACACAAAAUCAGCAAAAUUUCAACUAAAUCAUGUAUAUGCACAGGAUUUAACAUGUAUGUAUGUAUUUAUUUAUUUAUUUAUUUGUUUGUUUUUGUUUGUUUGUUUAUGUGCUUGCUUAUUUGUUUAUUGUUUGAGUGGGCCUGUUGAACGUUUACCAUAACUUGCUUGUUCCAAGGCAUUAUGCUACUCUGUAAUGUGAUUGGUAACCUGGUACUUAAUUUCAAAUUAAUAAAAUAAACAUCUUUUUA